Molecule: messenger RNA, 396 nt
Organism: Diaporthe citri
Lineage: Eukaryota; Fungi; Ascomycota; Sordariomycetes; Diaporthales; Diaporthaceae
Exons: 2
Coding region: 1-396 (131 amino acids)
Biological process (GO): 2-oxoglutarate metabolic process
Source: RefSeq, a predicted model, not a curated record
AUGUUCGCAACCAAGGCCCUUCGACAGGCAGCUGCCCACGCCGAGCGUGUCCCUUCUAUCAAGUUCAUCGGAAAGCGCUCCAUUCCCUCUGCCGUCGACCACACCCCUAAGCCUCACCCUGCCAGCCCCAGCCAGUCCCUCCCCAGCGACUUCUCGGCCAACUCCUUCUCCGAGUAUCGCCAGCGCUCCCAGCAGUACGGCCCGCUCCAGAAGACCUGGGCCCGCACCAGUGAGGGUGGUAUUGGCGGUGCCUCGGGCUCCGCUCUGCCGUCCAUCGAGCCCGGCAAGGGCUUUUUCUUCGACCGCGACGAGCUCCCUGCCCGCUUCCGCAGGACCUCCUGGACUGUCGAGGAGAUCGAGGCCAUCGAGAGCGGUGGCGCUUCCGCAUUCGCUUGA